CCCAUCGGUUGCCUGCUAGGAGGCGAGUCUGUAAAAUAUUCUUAAUAAUCUAGAAACAAAGUAAUAUACCUUCUCGGAAGUGAUAUUGUUUUUCAUCAGCACGUUCGCUGUGCGGGAGUUUUGUAUGGGAAUUAUUUCGUCCCCGCUAGCGAGCUCCAACUGGUGCUGUUUCUGCUGACACGACAUAGAUGUGAGGAUUCCACGGAAGCGUUCUGCCGUGAAGCACAAAGCGCAGGCCGAAGUCCUACCGCCAAUUCUGUGCUGGAGGCGUGCGGAUUACGCAUAGACGGCCGCAACCGGCUCAGCUGGUUCAAUCAACACAUGCAAUGGCCAGCAACAACGCCCUGUAUAUCCGGCAGCAGCUAUCAGCGCUGCUGGGUAGUACGUCAACGUCGAUAAAAUUUAUCUGCAUCGCAACGCUGGUUGGAUACGUGAUUUCGUUCUCCGAGCGGAUCUCUGUGUUACUAUGCGUGACGCCUGGGUUUCUGAUGCCCCCGACAUUCUGGAUAUGGACGAUAUUCACUUACUUCUUCAUCGAGCAACACUUCUGGGAAGUGCUCGUCGACCUGGUAACGGUCGGAUUGUGUGGCAAGCUGAUUGAGCCGUCCUGGGGGCAGAUGGAAAUGCUGCACUACUUUGCCAUCACAAACACCGGAGUGGCCAUACUGACCACCUUCUACUAUCUCUUCUACUCCAUGAUUACCAAAGAUGCCGAGAUACUUUUCAACGUUCGUAUCUACGGACUGGCCGGCAUGAAUGCAGCCAUCAGUGUCGCCGUGACGCAAAUAAUGCCCGACCAUCUGAUAGCCCGAACGCCGCUGGGGAAAUUCUCCAACAGGAACGUACCACUAACGGUGGUGAUAGCAUCGAUAUUGCUGUGGGCUUGUGGACUACUGGACGGUACCUAUCCUGCGAUGUUUGCCUCCGGCUUGUAUGUGUCUUGGGUGUACCUGAGGUUCUAUCAGCGACAUUCGAACGGCACCCGGGGCGAUAGUGCCGAAAACUUCCGGUUCGCAAGCUUCUUUCCCAAUGUACUCCAGCCUCUGAUUGCCGUCAUCGCUAAUCCCGUGUAUCUGUGCUGUUUGCGCAUCGGACUUGUGAAACGUUUAAGUCCACAGCAGUCGAAUUCUUCCUCGCUACAAUCGGUCAACGUACACUUGCCCGGAGUGGACCCUCACGAUAUGGAGCGGCGAAGGCAAAUCGCUCUGAAAGCCCUUAGUGAACGGCUGUCCAAAACGACCGACUCUAGUCGCCAAAACACGGUCCCCAAGUCAUUCCCGCAAAACACGGGAAAACAUCACCACGGCCAUGGGCAUAGUCACGGCCACCAAGGUCAACCGCAAUUUGCAGGAUUACCGCCAUUUCGCGGUUUCCCUAUGACUAUAGAUCGUCCAGCAAUACCGUUACCUCCACCACCAUCCGUCGCUGCCAGUGGCCCGUCGAAACAGGUGGAAGCUACCGUAGGGCACUCAUCCAGCUCUACUAGUCUGUCACCGACGGAGGUGCCCGCUGUGUCGACAACAGCCCCGUUGAUAAGUUUGUCUACAUCCUCCUCGCUAGCCUCAAAUCUGAUAAGUCUUGAUGCAAUCGAAAGCAGUGUUAGCGGUAGUGUUCCCGGAGGAGGACAUGCGACGCCCAACGCUUAAAACAUACGCGCCCUCCUACCUUCCGGUCUCCUGUACCAUAACGAGCCUUUGGCAUAGCUUUAAGCGUUGUUCUGUUUCUUGUUUGAUUAUGUUGCACAUUUCCCCUGUCGGAGUCGGCAACGGCGGCAAGUUCACGGUGAACGGUCGAUGCGCACGAGAGCGUCCGAUAACUAUUGUGGGUUGCAAAUAUUUUAAGCGCUUUGAGUUGAUUCCCGGAUUUUAUUCGUUGUGAUCCACAUGCAGAAAGUGGAAAGAAAGUGAGGGUAUGGUCGACAGAAGAUAUUAGUUCGUACCGUGCAUGUUUAGUACCUCUGAAGCAUUGAGAAGAGAA
Anopheles bellator is the source of this 1977-nucleotide messenger RNA. Its product is annotated as transmembrane protein 115. The transcript has 4 exons. Gene Ontology annotation, cellular component: membrane; Golgi apparatus. The coding region runs from base 327 to 1646 and encodes 439 amino acids. Gene Ontology annotation, biological process: retrograde vesicle-mediated transport, Golgi to endoplasmic reticulum. NCBI's taxonomy places the organism in Eukaryota, Metazoa, Arthropoda, Insecta, Diptera, Culicidae. The record is from RefSeq and is a predicted model, not a curated record.